This is a messenger RNA of Paramecium octaurelia, 770 nucleotides long. NCBI's taxonomy places the organism in Eukaryota, Ciliophora, Oligohymenophorea, Peniculida, Parameciidae. The record is from the annotation of a GenBank genome assembly.
AUUUAAUGGGCAAUGGGUGUUCUGGUUAAAGAGAAAUCACUGAAAGAUCUGAAACUAUGAGGCAAUCUUCAAUUACUUUAAUCAAAUUAAUAGAAUAAGAUAAGCAAACCAGUCUAGUUCCUUCUAGUUAACUAACUUAAAUGGAGAUUCCAAAUGCAUUACUUCCUUCCCCAUCUAGGUAGAGUAUUUCAUUUGAAGCUGUAAUGACCUCAAAGGUUAGAGUGCCUUCCGAAGAGAGUUAGUUUCAGAAUUAGUUUACGUAGAUCAAAGAAGUCAAAUUCACUAAUAAUUAACCACCUCGUCCGAAAAUAAAGAUUCCUAAAAGAGAGCAUAAAAAAUAGGAAAUAUUUGAAGUUGACCAUAAGUAUCACUCUUCAAGUCCAAAAAAAUAAAAGCGAUAAAAAUCAACUUCGCCAUUAGGAAAUUCAAAAUAAUAAUAACUUUAUGACUGUAAGAAAACUAAUAAAAGCAACAGAAAGAAAUCAACAUCAAGUUAGUAGAAGUAAUUUAAUGAAAUUGAGAUCAUUUCAAGAAGAAAAUAUUCUGAUCUUCCUACUAAAACUGAAAAGACUUAGGUAAGAAGGAAGAUUAGUAAUUCAAUAGACGAUCAUAAUUUCAUUAUUGGAGCUGAUUGUAUUUCUAAGAUAAAAUCUUUCACUCCAAGUCCAAUUUUGAAAAGAAAGGAGUCUGAUUGCGAGACUAAUUCUUUUUAGAAAAAAAUGGUACGAUUCAAGGAUAUCAAUUAUAGAAGACCGGGCUUUGUUAAUUGA